This is a messenger RNA of Laetiporus sulphureus 93-53, 748 nucleotides long. RefSeq lists its product as uncharacterized. The record is from RefSeq and is a predicted model, not a curated record. The transcript is spliced from 2 exons. NCBI's taxonomy places the organism in Eukaryota, Fungi, Basidiomycota, Agaricomycetes, Polyporales, Laetiporaceae. Bases 99 to 611 code for a protein of 170 amino acids.
CCACCUUUCUGAAUGCGAAGCCUUGGACUGAGAUGUGGUGAAUGUCAUGACUACAUCCUAACCCUCCACAUUGACAUGCAUUCAGCCACUGUCCAUGCAUGAUGCCGCCUAGCCUAAAGCGCACGGCCGGGACUCUAGCGAGAUUAGCUCGCGACGACGAGGUGCGCACCGUACCUUUCUCGCUUUCCGCUAGCCGGUCUCGCCUUCACGCCACUCCCCGUAGAACUGAGCCCACACCCUCUGGACUCGUGCGGUCACUAGACGCGCCCGUGCUGGAACUUAUGCAUCGCAUGUCCGAUUUUGAGCCCUAUCAACUGACAUCUUCAGCAUGUUUCUGUCAGAAUCCAUCCAUCAUAUAUAUCGAACACUCGUUCUCCUGUAGCACACCACGCAGACACGAAUGCGCCGGCUCCUUCAAGAUUUCUUCUGCUGGAACUUCCAGCGCCGCCGCCCUUUCUAUCACCACCUUCGCUCACCUGAAGCGUGCAGCAGCCCUUGCGGUUUGUCAACGCACCAUCACCAGAAGUGAAUUCGACCUUCUCCGGAUAAGAUACGACGGUCAACUCUGCGAGACGCAUUUUGUCGGGACAUGUACAUGCAGUCUUGCCUGACUGUCCCCAUCAUAACGGGCAUCAACCCAUUCCGAAAAGCGCAUGAUCGCCCCCGUGAUGGAGGGAAGUCAUCCCGACGUAGUAUGUUCCACACGCGCGAAUUCCGCCUCAGGAAACCAAUCGCAUGGACGUACCGU